Coccinella septempunctata (seven-spotted ladybird) is the source of this 537-nucleotide messenger RNA. RefSeq names its product NADH dehydrogenase [ubiquinone] 1 beta subcomplex subunit 7 (gene ND-B18). Gene Ontology annotation, cellular component: mitochondrion. The transcript has 3 exons. The record is from RefSeq and is a predicted model, not a curated record. Lineage: Eukaryota; Metazoa; Arthropoda; Insecta; Coleoptera; Coccinellidae. Bases 75 to 452 code for a protein of 125 amino acids.
UUUGAAAUUUAUAAAUACUGUCAAAGUCAAAAAAAGAAUUAAGAAUCUGGUGGAAAAAUUAUAUUUGUUUUAAAAUGGGGCAAUCGUUAGAUAUAUAUUAUAGUGGAAUUGAUCGCUAUAGAAAUCCUGACAUUGUCCCAGACCCUUCCAAGGAGCCCUCUUUCGACCCAAAUUUGGGAUUCAACAAGCCAAGAAAAGAAAGGGUGAUGCAUGUAACUGAAGAAGAAAUGAUGUCUGCAAAGAUACCACUAGAAUUUCGUGAUUAUUGUGCCCAUAAAUUGAUCGACUAUCAUGUCUGUAGAAAAAAAAAUUGGCCGUGGGUUGUUAAUUGCCACCAUGAAAAGCACGCAUAUCUGACCUGCGAAUAUGAAGAUUACGUGAUGAGGAUGAAAGAGUAUGAAAGAGAGAGAAGGCUUCGUGUUAAGGCUAAAAAUGGUGAAUUGGAAGUGUAAACAACAUAGUUUAUUAAAUACCAGUAGACACAAGUUUUUAGUUUAUUAAAAUAAAUGAAAUUACAAUAAUUUCGUUACAUCCUUA